Suillus plorans is the source of this 927-nucleotide messenger RNA. RefSeq lists its product as uncharacterized. The record is from RefSeq and is a predicted model, not a curated record. NCBI's taxonomy places the organism in Eukaryota, Fungi, Basidiomycota, Agaricomycetes, Boletales, Suillaceae. The coding region runs from base 1 to 927 and encodes 308 amino acids. The transcript has 7 exons. Gene Ontology annotation, cellular component: cytoplasm; mitochondrion.
AUGCUCUGGCUGCCCAAGUUAAUUUGGCCAUGGUGGAGUCACGGUCCUACGGACUCGAUUUCAAACGCGAAAAGCACUCUUCAAGAGUACAACGCCAACGUCCAAAGCCGCCUCAGGGCCAAAGCAUACGAGCUCGGAUCACGUCCCGUUGCAUAUCUUGUUUUAUCCGGCAUCUUCCUGGGCUCUGUUUCGACGCUUGGCGUGACAUUCGUGUACAGGCGGUAUUUUAGGCGUUUGAGGACAGCCGAGUGGGUCACACCUGAUGUACUUCGGCAGAAGAGAUGGGUGAGGGGUGUCGUGACCAGUGUAGGGGAUGGAGAUAAUUUCAGGCUGUAUCAUACCCCUGGCUUUGGGUGGAGGUGGCCACUUAAAUUCAGGAGAGUACCAACUUUGAGCAAAGAGCUCAAAGAGCAAACGAUCCACGUUCGUAUUGCAGGUGUUGAUGCACCCGAGGGAUCACACUUCGGUCGCCAAGCCCAGCCAUACGCUGCAGAAGCUCUCGCGUGGUUGAAGGAUACGAUCGAGGGCAGGAUAGUCUACUGUCAACUCGUGAGGCGUGACCAAUAUUCUCGUAUUGUAUCUGUAGUCACUCUUCCGUCACCGUUUCUCCCAGGCUGGCUUGCCACGGGCCGGAGUCUUGCACUUGAGAUGAUCCGGGCAGGCACGGGCCUGACUUAUGAACAAGCAGGUGCAGAGUAUGGGAAGUAUGGAAAGGAUGAGUUCCUAAGAGUUGAGGCUGAGUCGCGAGCUGCGCGCAGAGGGAUGUGGAAACACGGUACAGUGGAGGAAACCCCCGCACAGUAUAAACGGCGUUACGCGCAGAGUGGGACGGAUGCUGAGGCUCAGGCCCAAGGUACGCCGAAGGCGGAGCAAGAAAACUCGAAGGAGGGCGGGGUGAGAGGGAUUUUGAAGAGACUUUGGCGCUGA